Molecule: messenger RNA, 1392 nt
Organism: Stegodyphus dumicola
Lineage: Eukaryota; Metazoa; Arthropoda; Arachnida; Araneae; Eresidae
Gene: eIF1
Product: eukaryotic translation initiation factor eIF1
Biological process (GO): translational initiation
Molecular function (GO): translation initiation factor activity
Source: RefSeq, a predicted model, not a curated record
GUUCUUUCUAUUACACAAGGCAACCGUUUUCCACUUCGUUUUUGCUCCUAAGCCUGUGUUUAACGUUACCGUUUUGUGUAGUCAUCUCAUUUUUCUGUUUUUUGGAGAAAAAUAAAAGAACUGGUCUUUUCAAAAGCCGAUAAAAUCUUCAAGUUUGUGCAGGACAUCAGAAAAUCUAUGUCUACCGGUAUCCAGAAUUUAAACACUUUUGAUCCGUUUGCUGAUGCCAUUCGGGCUGAUGAGCAAGGUGGUCAGGAUAAAUUAAUCCACGUUAGAAUCCAGCAGCGCAACGGUCGCAAAACACUUACAACAGUUCAAGGAAUUUCAGAUGAUUACGAUAAAAAGAAGAUUGUAAAAGCAUGUAAAAAGGAAUUUGCAUGUAACGGUACAGUUGUGGAACAUCCAGAGUAUGGUGAAGUGAUUCAACUUCAAGGUGAUCAAAGAAAUAACAUAUGUCAGUUUUUGACAAAAGUUGGCAUUGCCAAGCCAGAACAACUUAAAGUUCAUGGUUUCUAAAAUCGCCUUAGUCUAUGCCUGCAAUGUGGAGUACAUUCCAAAUUAGGCCGAUUUGUAAUAAAUCUGAAAAUCAUUUUGCUUGUUUUUUAAAUUUAUACUUUUUGGAUUGUUACAAAAGCAGAAAAAGAUGAACUCAAUAGAACAAAAUAAUUAGACAUUUAGAUAUAAAAGCAUUUUGUUGCGUAAAUACCUGUAAGUUAUCCAUGUGACAAAUUUUAAUAAAGUUUGAUUUUGUGUAAUAAAUGUUAGUUUUUCUAAAUUUUUGAAUCAUUUGCACAUUGUUGCAAAAUUUUAUAACUGAGCAUAGAUUAAAAUAGGGUUAUUAGCAAAAUACUUGUUCCAUAAUUGAAAAUGUCAAUUUUGAAGAGGAAUGUUUAUUUUUUAGUGCGGGAUAUUUCAGCAGUGUUAUGCUGUCAGUUUAUCUUCAUAUUUAAUAAUCUUUUGUAAAAUUUUGAACUUUCUGGUAUAUUUAUGUACAUAUGAGAAUUAUUUAAUUAUGAUGUUUAACAUUAGGUCAUAUCAAAAAAUGCUUCCUUUCAUUCUUAGUUUUCACUUUCUGUGUAAAUUUCUGUGAGAAUGUACCUUUAUUGAUUUUAAACAGUUGUUGAAUUUCUGGAAUAUUUCUUUAAAAUAUAUCAUGAUUUUAAAUAAAACAAUGCUUUGAAAUUAUUUGAUAUUUUUCUGUUAUAUAUUUUGUAACUUUUGGAAUUUAAAGAUUAUAAUUAUUACAACAUGUUCGCUUUCCAUUAUGCCAUGUUAAGAACAUGAGGACUUAAAUAUGUUGCCCGUUUUAUACAUGUAUAUAAUAAUAACAUUUGAAUUACUCUAAUUUUACAUGUAAGUGUGUUUGAAAUAAAAAUUGAAGCCUUAUAUUUU